This is a messenger RNA of Anastrepha obliqua, 737 nucleotides long. Its product is annotated as synaptotagmin-7-like. Gene Ontology annotation, molecular function: phosphatidylserine binding; clathrin binding; calcium ion binding. Lineage: Eukaryota; Metazoa; Arthropoda; Insecta; Diptera; Tephritidae. Gene Ontology annotation, biological process: cellular response to calcium ion; vesicle fusion; calcium-ion regulated exocytosis. Gene Ontology annotation, cellular component: membrane; synapse; axon. The coding region runs from base 99 to 650 and encodes 183 amino acids. The transcript is spliced from 5 exons. The record is from RefSeq and is a predicted model, not a curated record.
CAACUACACAGUCUCAAAACAAGACUGUAAGCGGUUUGAGUACAAGUGGAGGCAAUGAGAGCGGCGGAGCUAAGGAUAUCGCAAAUAAGAGCAUUUCGAUGACUGAUAUGUAUUUUGACAACUCGGAGCCUAGCGAGAAUGUUGGCCAAAUACACUUUUCUCUGGAAUACGACUAUCAAAAUACCACACUAAUAUUGAAAGUUUUGCAGGGUAAAGAGCUACCAGCUAAAGACUUAAGUGGCACAUCUGAUCCAUAUGCUCGCGUUACAUUGUUGCCUGAUAAAAAACAUCGCUUAGAGACCAAAAUUAAGCGACGCACUUUAAAUCCUCGUUGGAAUGAAACAUUCUAUUUUGAAGGCUUUCCCAUACAAAAACUUCAGUCUAGGGUACUACAUUUACAUGUGUUCGACUACGAUCGGUUCUCCCGCGAUGACUCUAUUGGGGAAGUUUUCCUACCACUAUGUCAGGUUGAUUUCGCUAGCAAGCAAUCAUUUUGGAAAGCACUGAAACCACCGGCUAAGGAUAAAUGCGGUGAAUUGCUUUCAUCGCUCUGCUAUCACCCAUCAAAUUCAAUACUAACAUUAACAUUGAUUAAGGCUCGAAAUCUGAAAGCAAAAGAUAUCAAUGGCAAAUCAGAAGUGGCUUUUUGAAAUAGUAUUUCGCACGGGCCUCUCUGGCGGACAUUCUCAGCGCUUCUGAAUGAAGUCACUAGUGACGGAAACAACUUCCACGGAGUC